Messenger RNA from Lasiodiplodia theobromae, 654 nucleotides. RefSeq lists its product as uncharacterized. The transcript is spliced from 2 exons. NCBI's taxonomy places the organism in Eukaryota, Fungi, Ascomycota, Dothideomycetes, Botryosphaeriales, Botryosphaeriaceae. The record is from RefSeq and is a predicted model, not a curated record. The coding region runs from base 1 to 654 and encodes 217 amino acids.
AUGUGGUUGUUGUCCCCCCUUGGCGGUCAAGCAACGUACAGGACCUUCAGCGACCAAGACCACCAACUCCGUGACCAUCCGCUCGUCGACUAUCCGAACAUGAAUUGGACAGAGGCGUAUUUUCCCGGCUACACGACCAGCAUUUCCGAGCUCUAUCAGAUGUCUUCGAAAACGACGUUUUUUGCGGCGGCCGUGUUCGGAUCGCCUUCAGUGAAGCAUUCCAAGGUUGACCUUUGGGGGAAUGCUAAGGUUCCUCAUCUCGAGCGUCUGGAGGAAAAUGGUAUCAAAGCUUCAGAUGGCUGGAUUGAUGUUGACGGCGAAGAGAAUAUCGCCCAUUCAUCUCUACUUGGAGUUCCGCUUGGGAACCUACCGGACUCUUCUGCGAAGGACACGCUCCUGUAUGAGACCACCAAGGGGGGCUGCAAGGUCGGCGACGAAGGCUGCAUCUUCCACUCCGUCUGCGUCUACGGGACGACGUAUGCGGAGACGCGGAUCAACUGCACCUCCAACAACGGCAACAGCUGCGGCGCCACGCAGAUGCGACGGUUGAGCAUGGACGGCGGCGACGAGGAGGGGGCAGCGAAGAAGCGAAGAAACCUCAGCGACUGGACCGACCAGCUCGGCAACAAGACCGUGCAGAUCGCGCCCAAGUAG